AUGAUGUUGGGAAGGAAAGGAAAGAUUGUUAAUGCUGACCAAAAUUUAUCUUUCCAAGCUGCUGUGAUAAUCCAAUGUUGGUACAGAAAGUGCAAGGCGAGAUUGGAAUUUCGUCGUAAGUGUGCAUGGCAAGUAAACCAGUCGUUAGAAUACGUAACGGAUGAAAGUGAUUCUGAAGGGCAUCCAACAAAGAAUUUUCUAUCUUUUCUUACUUGGAUACGGUCAGAUAAAAUAAUUCCCACCAACUUCUUCACUUCGAUACUGAACAAAGCUACAGAAUUUUUUAGCCAACAACCAAAUCUAACAGAAAUUCAACUUGAAGAUGAACACCAUUUGAUUAUCUGUGGUGAUCUCCAUGGCAAUCUGCUUGCAGCUUUGAGAGUUUUUGAGGAAACUGGUUUACCAAACUCUCGGAAUCGUUUUGUAUUCAAUGGGGAUUUUGUCGAUCGAGGAACCAAAUCAGCCGAAGUGUUAAGUUUAUUGUUAAUGGCUGUAUUAACUUACCCAACCUAUGUAUUUCUUAAUCGGGGAAAUCAUGAAGAUAUCAUGGUGAAUGAAAGAUAUGGAUUUGUAAAAGAACUAUCAAAUAAAUAUUCUAAAGAUAAAAAUAAUUUAAUUCACUUAUGUGACAAACUGUUCUGCUCUCUACCAAUUGGAGCUAUCGUCAAUGAAAGAAUAUUUAUCUGCCAUGGUGGUAUAUCAAAACAUACAGAUCUUGUGAAAUUAAAGCUUCUAAAUAGAUUUAAACUUUCCUCACUUCUACAACCAUGUUUGGAUGGGGAUAACCGUGUGAAUUUUAAUGAUUGGCAACAGGUUUUAGAUUUAUUAUGGAGUGAUCCUCAAGAUAAAGAUGGAUGUCGACCCAACGGUUUCCGUGGUGCAGGUUGUUAUUUCGGUCCUGAUAUUACUGAUAGUUUCUUAGACACAACAAGUUUUUCUAUGAUUAUUCGAUCACAUGAAUGCUAUAUGGAAGGAUGGCAUAUUUCCCACUCAGGAAAAGUUUUAACUAUAUUUUCAUCAUUCGAUUAUUUUACACUACGCAGUAAUGAAGGCGCCUAUGCUUGUGUUACUGGUGGCAAGUCUAAUGAAAUAAAUGUAACCAACCCAAACGCUAUUGUUUCUCUGUAUCCGAUAAAAUAUGUACCAAAAGAUACUUUUUUACCAUCGCUUAACAUCUAUGUGAAUGUAUUUGUUCUUAUAAAAGUACAAGAUCAAGUAUUAGAUAAGAACAGAACAUUAAACGAUCCUGUUAAUAUGGCAUUUGUGUGUUUAUGGCAACGGAUAAUUCGUCAUAAAGAAAAACUCCUGGAAUGUUUCAGUCAACUGGACAUUCAUAACUCAGGUAUCAUCUCGCUUACUGAUUGGUGUGAUAUAAUGGCUUCCGUAACACAAUUAAAGCUUUCUUGGCGUUGUCUACGUUCCUUUUUGGUCAACUUAUCUCUUGAUCAUACGGACCAAGUUGCUUACAAUUCUAUGUUCACAGGAAACUGUGUGAUGCACCCUGACAUUCCAAAUGAAAAUUCGUUGGCAAACGAAAUUUUUGAAUUGCAACCUCAUCUCUUGACUAUUUUUCAAGCUUGUCAUAUUAAACCAAACAACGUCAAUUUGUACAGUUUAGUGGCUAAAUUAGAAUCAGCUGAUUACAAUGUACAAAUUGCUAGAUUAAAAAUUGUUGUAUCAAAACUGAUAAAAUUACUAAACAAUAAUGAUAUAAUGUCUUUUAACUUGGAUAAAUUCUUAGCUUCUUUUCUUUUCGUGGAAAUCAAAAAACGUGUUAAAAGUAUGUUUCUUAAGUGA
Schistosoma rodhaini is the source of this 1797-nucleotide messenger RNA. Lineage: Eukaryota; Metazoa; Platyhelminthes; Trematoda; Strigeidida; Schistosomatidae. The record is from the annotation of a GenBank genome assembly.